This is a messenger RNA of Laccaria bicolor S238N-H82, 1255 nucleotides long. RefSeq lists its product as uncharacterized. Gene Ontology annotation, cellular component: cytosol; cytoplasm. Gene Ontology annotation, biological process: secondary metabolic process. The transcript has 7 exons. The coding region runs from base 1 to 1095 and encodes 364 amino acids. Gene Ontology annotation, molecular function: hydrolase activity; carboxy-lyase activity. The record is from RefSeq and is a predicted model, not a curated record. Lineage: Eukaryota; Fungi; Basidiomycota; Agaricomycetes; Agaricales; Hydnangiaceae.
AUGGCCGUAGACGAUAUCGAUUUAACAGCCGUACCCAACUUGGAUGCUGUGUUAGCUGAAAUCGCUGCGGCUUACGACACAACGCCUACGUCUAGCAAACGUGAUAUUGGCCGCAUGUUGCGCCGCCAAACACCCAGCCCGAACAAUAUUGUCGACGUGCAUACCCACAUUGUGCCUGAUUGGUAUCAGGCACUUGUCCCAAUCACAGGCCAGAACCCUACACCAAGCUGGGAUCUCGCUACCUAUCUAUCCUUCAUGGCGUCGGAGGGCAUAUCACACUCCGUCAUUGGGUUUUCUGCUCCUGGUCCGAAUGUGUAUCAAGGGAAUAAGAAGCAAACGCUCGCCCUUGCUCGCCUUAUGAAUGAACAAGUAGCUGCCUAUUGCCGCACAAACCCUAAGCAGCUGAGCUUCUACGCCGUCGUGCCACUCCCCUAUACCGCGGAAGCUAUCAACGAAGCCAAUUACGCUUUGGACACCCUCGGCGCUGUCGGCAUCUUCCUUACCUCGAACGUGGAAGGUUUAUAUCUCGGCAACGCACAGUUCAAGUCCUUCUUCGACGCCAUCAACAAACGUCAAGGACGUCAAAUUCUUUACAUACACCCAGGGACACCUUACCUCACAGUCGGGAACAAGUUGUACGAAGCUAACCCAACAACUUAUGCCACGGGAAACAUUGAGUUUUACUUUGAAACCGCACGCACCCUUAUGGACCUCACACUCACUCAAACUAUUCACAACUUUACCAACAUACACUACGUGAUCCCACAUGUCGGUGGAGCGUUUACUACCUCGAUUGAUCGCAUUCUCAAGUCGGUCCCACCCCUGUACGAUGCUUCUAUGCAAAUCUACUCCACACGCUUCUGGUGGGAUUCCGCUGGACCAACCUACUUCCACCAAGUUGCAGGACUUAUUGGUUAUACUAUUCCCAAAUCCCAGUUUUUGUUCGGAACUGAUUACCCCUAUGCACCUUCCUUCACCCAGCCGGGUUCGCUCGCUGCGGUUAAAGCGUCUACGUUGUUUACAGACGCAGAAAAGACAGCCAUAUUCUCAGGCAACGCGCAGAACUUGUUCGGCAACAAAAUUAAGUUCUACUAAAGCCGCAUCGUCUAUUUAAAGACUAUUUAUCGCUUGCAUGGGGGGGAUGGUCCUCUGGACAUUUCAGCGGAUUUCUUUUUGCCUCAUUCGGACCCUCACGUCAUAUAUCAUACGUACAUAGUUUUUGUUGUCGUUUUCUGCUGAAAUGAAUAUUUCUAUG